AUCAUAUACAUAGUUAUCACUGAUACUUUCCCGUAAUUGACUUUCAAGUUUCCCUCCAAACUAUUUGACAGUUUCUCCUUUAAAAACUUUUCUAAUUUCAUUUCUAAAAUCCCACUUUUUACAUAAGUUUGAUCUUCACAAGAUGACACUCAGUUACUGCUUCUUUUACACUCUAACCAUUGCUUGUUUACUGUGUUUUCAACACAGACCAGCAGAAGCACAAUGCAAAACAUUAUUUGUGGAUCAAAAAGGGCGUGGUAAUUAUUCCAAAAUUCAAUCAGCUAUAAACUCCAUUCCAUCAAAUAAUCUGUACUGGUUUUGCAUCACUGUUAGUGCUGGUACUUACAGGGAGAAGGUAAACAUUCCAUAUGAUAAGCCAUAUAUAAUUCUUAAAGGAGCUGGAAAAAGAAAAACUAUGGUGGUUUGGAAUGAGCCAUAUCUAGUUUCUCCAACUUUCUCAUCUUCUGCUGAUAAUAUUGUUGUCCAAUCCAUUAGUUUUGUGAAUUCAUACAACAGUCCAAGUAGUAAAAACCCUAGGGUGCCAGCAGUUGCUGCAAUGCUUAGUGGAGACAAAUGUGUGUUCCACAAAUGUGGAUUCUCAAGUGUUCAAGAUACUUUGUGGGAUGCUGCUGGUCGCCAUUACUUCAAGGAUUGUGUCAUUGAAGGAGCUGUCGAUUUCAUCUUUGGUAAUGCACAGUCUCUCUAUGAGGGUAGCUCGAUACGUUUUCUUGGUGAACUAUUGGAGCCAGGGAUAGCAGGUUUCAUCACAGCACAAGGAAGAGAAAACCCAAAUGACUCAAAUGGAUUUGUGUUCAAGAACUGCAAUGUGUACGGCAAAGGCACAACCUAUUUGGGCAGACCAUGGAGAGGAUUUUCAAGGGUCUUGUUCUAUAAUUGCCAAUUUUCAAACAUUAUCCAUCCUAGUGGUUGGGAUUCUUGGAACUUCGUUGGCAAAGAGCAACUUAUAACAUAUGCAGAGCAUGGAAACAAUGGACCUGGAUCAGAUACUUCAAAGAGGGUGAAGUGGGAGAAGAAGCUGGAUGAUGGAACUGUGUCUAAGUUUACAAGCAUGUCUUACAUUAACAGUGAUGGCUGGUUACAAACCAUGCCUACUAAGUAUUUCUAGUCCUUGCUUCUUAUCCAAAGCUCGUUUUGGUAGCUUUUUGUAAUAUCAAAACUAUUCUACAAUUUUUAUCCUUUGUCUUUUUCUUUUUUAGUCCUUAAUGCUUUUCGACUUUCUAAAAAUUAGUUCGAUUGAAAUCUUUAUUAAUAGUAUUAUGUUAUGUUUUAAUAUUUAUCUAUUGAAUUUUAGUAGUUUUAGUGUGAAA
Molecule: messenger RNA, 1328 nt
Organism: Gossypium raimondii (Peruvian cotton)
Lineage: Eukaryota; Viridiplantae; Streptophyta; Magnoliopsida; Malvales; Malvaceae
Product: probable pectinesterase 29
Exons: 5
Coding region: 143-1126 (327 amino acids)
Biological process (GO): cell wall modification
Molecular function (GO): pectinesterase activity
Source: RefSeq, a predicted model, not a curated record